UUUCACCACAGCAAGAUGUGCGCACAAACCCUACUCUUUAAAGACAGCUCGACCUAAGGCGCGCCAUAGAAAUCAGGACAUUGGACAGCGACACCCGGCCGAUUUCAGAACCUCCAACCCGGCGGAAAGCACAGAGUCCCCGGUUCUCGACUCUCCUAUCAGAGCGCAAUGGGUUGCAGAAGCUCUGCUAUUAAUGAUAAACUUAACUCACUCUUCUACCCAGUAUGGUAACAGUAUCGAUACUGAGGGGACCAACGCGAGUGGCGGAUGCCAGGGUUGCGACAGCCUUGACAGACUAAGAGCCCUAUCACAUUCACUAUAAGUACCAAGUCAGAAAAGAACACAAGCGUCGCGUCAGAAGUGAAUUGACAGGUUAGACACACCAUGGGGAUACGGCACCUUUUGCUGCUCCUCAUAUACCUGGAUCCCCUGAGCGUUUUCUGCGCCGCCACGGGAGGCAAGAAAGUGAAGACGGAGACCAAGAGGACUCCCAAGGCAAAAGAAGCCAACAUCACCGCGGCGGUCCCCACCGCUGCGCCGCAGAAGAACACGACCAAGGACUACGAUAUGUGCACGGGUUACUACGACGUGAGCGGACAAUUUGAUAGAGAGUUUGCGUGUAACAACACUGUUCACCGCUACUGCUGCGGGUCCUGCUUCCUGCGGUUCUGCUGCCAGGAAAAAGAAAAACGAGUGGAUCAGUCAAGUUGUAAAAACUACAACACGCCGGACUGGGUGAAAACGCCCCCCCCGUCGCCAGCCUCGACGGGACAGCCUUUUGACCCGAGCAUGGACCAGACGAACACUGCGGUGUACAUCACCUGUGGGAUCAUAGCAUUUAUUUUAGUGGUGGGAGUUUCGGCUAAAGUUGCCUACGACAAAGCCACAGAGCCUCCUCAGGAAAUGAAUAUCCAUAGGGCCCUUGCAGACAUCCUGAGGCAGCAGGGGCCCAUUCCCAUAUCUCAGUACGACUGUGAGAACUUUGCAGCGAUGAACGGCUCUCCCAAAGACAACACUCCUCAACAAACCUCCUCCAAGAACCACUACACCCCUGUCCACCAGUCCAAGUCCAACCACGGUCUCCAAUACGGGAAGGAGAGCAUCCGCAGCAGUGGGGGUCACGACCUUCAUACUUUCAUCUCUUCCGGGUUCGUCACGCUGGGUCGCGGCCAGCCCAAAGGAAACGGAGGGCCGAGCCACGCCCCCAUUCACAUCGAUGGGGCUGUAGUGGAGCUGGUGGAGAGCUUCAAGUUCCUCGGUCUCCACAUUACUAAGGAUCUAUCAUGGUCCACACACACCAACACAGUUGUGAAGAGGGCACGACAAUGCCUCUUCACCCUCAGGAGGCCGAAAAUAUUUGUCAUGGGCCCUCAGAUCCUCAAACAGUUCUACAGCUGCACCAUUGAGAGCAUCUUGACUGGUUGCAUCACCGCUUGGUAUGGCAACUGCUCUGCAUCCGACCAAAAGGUGCUACAGAGGGUAGUGCGUGUGGCCCAGUACAUCACUGGGGCCGAGCUCCCUGCCAUCCAGGACCAGGCGGUGUCAGAGGAAGGCCCUAAAAAUGUACAAAGACUCCAGCCAACCAAGUCAUAG
Messenger RNA from Oncorhynchus nerka (sockeye salmon), 1593 nucleotides. RefSeq names its product protein shisa-6-like. Bases 385 to 1593 code for a protein of 402 amino acids. Gene Ontology annotation, cellular component: postsynaptic membrane; AMPA glutamate receptor complex; postsynaptic density. Gene Ontology annotation, biological process: regulation of AMPA receptor activity; regulation of short-term neuronal synaptic plasticity. The record is from RefSeq and is a predicted model, not a curated record. Lineage: Eukaryota; Metazoa; Chordata; Actinopteri; Salmoniformes; Salmonidae. The transcript is spliced from 4 exons.